UUAAUUAAUUAACCAUGGGUGUUACAUCUUUAUUUAGAGGAUCUAUUGUCAAAAAAAGGACAAGUCGCUUCAAGCGGCAUCAGAGCGAUCGAUAUGGUAAAAUUAAGAGGAACUGGCGAAAGCCUAAAGGUAUUGACAAUCGAGUUCGAAGGAAGUUCAAGGGUCAGAUGCGUAUGCCCAAAAUUGGUUACGGAUCAGCCAAAGCCACCAGACACAUGCUUCCUAAUGGAUUCCGUAAGGUUUUAGUUCACAAUGUUAAGGAACUUGAAAUGUUGAUGAUGGUUAACCGUAAAUUCUGUGGUGAAAUCGCUCAUUCAGUAUCUUCAAAGAAGAGGAAAGCCAUCGUUGAACGAUCCAAGCAAUUGGCUAUUAGAUUAACUAAUCCCAACUCAAGACUCAGGAGUGAAGAAAAUGAGUGAUGUCACUGAGAUUUUUGAUCUUACAUUAAUAAAAUUACUAUUGUUUGGUGAAUCCUAUUAAUUUAAAA
This is a messenger RNA of Tetranychus urticae (two-spotted spider mite), 487 nucleotides long. It is a transcript of the gene RpL32, whose product is annotated as Ribosomal protein L32. Gene Ontology annotation, biological process: translation. NCBI's taxonomy places the organism in Eukaryota, Metazoa, Arthropoda, Arachnida, Trombidiformes, Tetranychidae. Gene Ontology annotation, cellular component: cytosolic large ribosomal subunit; ribosome. The record is from RefSeq and is a predicted model, not a curated record. Gene Ontology annotation, molecular function: structural constituent of ribosome.